This is a messenger RNA of Pestalotiopsis fici W106-1, 1488 nucleotides long. RefSeq lists its product as uncharacterized. The coding region runs from base 1 to 1488 and encodes 495 amino acids. The record is from RefSeq and is a predicted model, not a curated record. Gene Ontology annotation, molecular function: ubiquitin protein ligase activity. Lineage: Eukaryota; Fungi; Ascomycota; Sordariomycetes; Amphisphaeriales; Sporocadaceae. Gene Ontology annotation, biological process: ubiquitin-dependent protein catabolic process. Gene Ontology annotation, cellular component: cytoplasm. The transcript is spliced from 2 exons.
AUGGCCAUCAUCGAUCAGGCCUUUCUCGACGGCGCCCAUGCCGUCGCAAGGGCUGUCGCGCGGCAGGCCACAGACACAACCACUGCAGCCGUCACGUCCGCCAUCUCUUCGGCCAUCAGCAGCGCCACAUCGGCAGCAUCCACGGCAGAUGCAUCAUCCAUCACCAGUUCGGCGGCAUCGCCUACAUCUACCUCAAGUGACUCUACUGAUCCAACCUCCACCUCAAACCCGAACAAUGGAAACAGUGGUGGCUCGGGAACGAGUUCUCCCCUGCUAUUUUUCGUCGCUCUCGGAUUUGGUGUAGUCUUCACAAAUCUUUGGAUCAUUGUUGGUGUUAAGUACUGCUUCCGAUACAAUGCUCGCAACCGUCAAUUGCGUGGGCUUGACGAGAAUGGAGAGCCUAUCAACCUGGAGAAUAUGCCCACCAGGCCUCACCGUCGUCGUCGUGAGAAGAAACUCAUGACCAUGGAUGAGGUCAACGAAAAGUUCCCCAUGAUGAAGUACAAGACAUGGGUUGCUGGUCGUGCAAAGGAUGGCCUGCCCACGGCAGGAGGUGUUUCAGCACCACCAAGUCGAGCCGGCAGCGUCAGAAGCGUGGAAGGAAUUGUUCCCGAUGUGCCUGCCAAGGAGAUGGGCUCUGCCGACGACAUUAAAACAGCUGCAGAUGUCCCCAGAACUUCGGAUUCUGCGGAUGCGACUCAUGAUCAUGACAAUGCUCUCACUCAGACUCAAACACGCGGAAGUAUCAUGACCAAGGAUCCAGAUCGGGCACACGCUAGCGACGACGAAGAGGACGAUGACCACAUCAAUGCUGCUGUUCCACCUGAGCUUCUCGCGACCUCUGGAGACACAUGCGCCAUCUGUAUCGACGGUCUCGAGGACGAUGACGAUGUUCGUGGUCUGACUUGUGGUCAUGCUUUCCAUGCUGUCUGUCUCGAUCCCUGGUUGACGAACAGAAGGGCUUGUUGUCCACUUUGCAAGGCUGACUACUAUACACCAAAGCCCAGACCGCCUCCUGCUGACGGUGACCCCAAUCACCCUGCAGCAUCAAAUUCUGCCGACCCAGGCAGGAACAACAAUCGUAUGAACAUGCCUCGCCAGCCACAAAGAUCCCUUGCCGGCUGGACUCUUAGGGAUGGCCCGCGUUCCAUCUUGGGGCGUUACGGAACUAGCCCCACAGAUAGGUAUGCCCAGCCGAGAGGGAGCGGACGCGAUAGGAGACGUCCAGCAAAUAGCCAGGGCAACAGUCGUACGACUCAACGCAGCAAUGGUCGUUCCAACCGGACCACGCCGUCUACUGCCCCGGCGACCGCCUCGGCUGAGGGACAAGCAUCGCAGGGUGGCUGGCUCAGCCGAGUUAGGAAUCGACUUCCCACAAUUAGACAGAAUGCCAGCGCUGCUGAGCCAACUGCUGCGAGUGCCAACAACGCAGCGGCAGCAGCGACUACGCCGUCCCAGCUCGAGGCAGGUACGCGUUCGGCCAGCUGA